Molecule: messenger RNA, 788 nt
Organism: Pisolithus orientalis
Lineage: Eukaryota; Fungi; Basidiomycota; Agaricomycetes; Boletales; Pisolithaceae
Exons: 1
Coding region: 108-593 (161 amino acids)
Source: RefSeq, a predicted model, not a curated record
CCGGACCUGCCUGUGCCGCGGACUUGCUCUUCACCGGAAGCCUUAACGCGAAGUACUGUCAACACAGGCGACCAUACUCUAGCCGCUCUUUUGCGACACGAUGGUGUAUGGUUGUUCCUCACUAUACGGUCGACAACAUCGAAGAAGAAAAAAAUCUGCUGAGAUACACCCCUUCUGUCUCGCGCCGUCAGAGUGGUCGCGUUCCAGUCCGCGUCAUGCUUUGCUGCAAGGCAGUGAAGGCCACCUUCUGGCUGGAACUUGGCAUUCUUGCAGCACUAUUUCCAACCUCAGGCACAGGGCUAGCAGCUGCCUACGACCUCCGCAUCUACCACAAUCCUAGGGUUCAAGUAUCCGAGAGCAAGACAAAGGCACGGCCUCGAGAUGCAGACAGGGGAUGCCGAAAUCACAAGAUACAGUACACUUGCUCGUAUUGCAUAAUGUCGGACCAGCAGAAACUAGCAUCUAGUACCGCAAAAAAAUUCAGUGAGGGAAAGAAACAGUUGUGCAUUAUGAGCAAGUGUACUGGUCAUGCAUUCACCCUUGACGGUGGCCUAUCAAUGCAAAUCAUAGAGCAUUUCAUUUAUUUCGUGUAAAAAAACAGCCAAGGGCGCAUAUCAACUCCAGUACCUACUACUCGUCGACAUAAGACGGAAAAUGAAAACUCUUGUGGAUACAGUCAGGAGAGGAAGGGAGAAAAAGAUAGAAAACAGAGAAAUGGCUAGGGAAAACACUAUUUUUCAACUCUGCACAACACACGGAGGGUGCAAGGAGGAGCAUGAAUGGAGAAA